AUGCCCGACGAUCGCGAGCCCGAAGAUCACAACCGGAACAAGAAUACCUCCAAUACUCCCCAGGGCCACGACGGGGAGGACGAGAGCAACCCGUUCGUCGCCUUUCGUCGCUUUGCCGACGAGCAAGUCUCUUCUGUUUUACAGUCGAUCACCGGCCUUCCUUCCUCUGUGUCGCCGCCCCAGCCCGACCACUGGACGAUCUUUACCGAUGACAAGGCCUAUAAUAGCAUGAAAUUCCGGCAGAGCGAUGGCGAUAGCACAAACAAUGCGGGGGAGCAGAACUAUACGUCUGGCGGGGGCGCCGAGAGCCGGUCCUCGGGAAAUCGAAAUGACAACGAUAACAGCAACAACAAUGGCGGAACGUCCCUCACGGAGUCCUCACAAACCAAAAGAUCAGUUGAUAUGGAGCCGAAGAACUCCCAGUCGCGACAGCGCCGCUCCCGUGAACCCUUCGACCCUCUCGGCCUCGACGCGCUCUCCUUCCCGCUCUUCACACAACCAUUUCCCAUGAACUCCAUCUUUUCCAUUUCCAUGCCACCCAUCUUUCAGCACUUCGAUGAUCAAUGGCCUCUGAACUAUAUCACGUUCAGCCCAUACUCCCCUCUGCAUCUAGAGCGCCAGGCGCGCGACCGAGCACACCAGGAAAAGGGUGUGUUUUCCUCCCUCGUCUCCUCUCUGCAAAGAGAAUCAGACCGUGAUCCGAACGAGCCGCAGUGGCGCGAGGCUUUUGAAGAUCUUCUUCGUUUAGAGAAUGGGAAAAACCUCCUUGAUCAAGACAGACUGGCUGCCGGCAGGACGGAGAGCGAGUGGGACUGGCUUAAGGGGAUGGUGAAGCGCGGAAGCAUGGGCAACCGGUUUGAAUUUGUGUCCGGAUUGAACAAUCACGGGUCGAUUGGCGCUCAUGGCGAUGAAAACCACCCUGACAAAAUUCCGGUAGAAGGGAAGGAGUACUUGGGAGCGAAUGCAGAAUAUGAUGAAGCCGAUGAUGAGCUGGCCUUGUACGAGCGCUUCAUGCAAGAUCUUGAGGUCUGGCAUCGCGAGUUCUCUCAAGGCAUUACUAGGAGCAACAUCCUACACUCUCUUCUGGAAGACCGCCGCGCUCAUGCUCAUCCUGGCCGCCCUCAAUUCGAGGACAAGCAAGGCAAUGAUGAUAACGAGAGCUGGCUCGACCUCGUCUCGGGUGGACACCGCAAAUCCGUCCCCGAGACGCCCGACGAGAUGAUUUUGGCAGAUGACACUUCAUCGUCUCGCAUUAUUUCCACCAUGUCCCGGACGGAACGAACACGUCUCCCAGAUGGCUCGAUUCAAACCAAGAAAGUUGUGACGAAGCGGUAUGCGGAUGGCCGCGAGGAGACAGACUCAUCUGUUGAAACGACCCAUCCGCAUUCAGGGAAUGUAGAUUCUUCUGACUCAGGGGAGAACGGUACCAAGCCGAACAAUGGCUGGUUCUGGAAGGAGUAA
This is a messenger RNA of Penicillium canariense, 1461 nucleotides long. RefSeq lists its product as uncharacterized. The transcript has a single exon. The record is from RefSeq and is a predicted model, not a curated record. Lineage: Eukaryota; Fungi; Ascomycota; Eurotiomycetes; Eurotiales; Aspergillaceae. Bases 1 to 1461 code for a protein of 486 amino acids.